Molecule: messenger RNA, 2588 nt
Organism: Osmia lignaria (orchard mason bee)
Lineage: Eukaryota; Metazoa; Arthropoda; Insecta; Hymenoptera; Megachilidae
Gene: PNPase
Product: polyribonucleotide nucleotidyltransferase 1
Biological process (GO): mitochondrial mRNA catabolic process; mitochondrial RNA 3'-end processing
Cellular component (GO): cytosol; mitochondrion
Molecular function (GO): polyribonucleotide nucleotidyltransferase activity; RNA binding; 3'-5'-RNA exonuclease activity
Source: RefSeq, a predicted model, not a curated record
AUAAGACCGGAUAACAGGACGGAACUUUUUAUUCAUUAACAGUGGUCAGCGUGCAUAUACACGUUAAAAUCAAAUUUAAGGCGACAAUGGUGCUGUUUAAGCGUACUAAAUUGCUAAACAACAGAAAUUUAAUUUUUCUACGACCAAAAAAUCACAAUAAAAAUGGAAACACAUUACAUAUUAAAUUCCUAUCAAGCACCUCUACGGAGAGUGUAACAAUAAAGUUAUCAAAUGGAAAACAAAUGACAUUAUCAACGGGAAAAUAUGCACGUUUUACAAGUGGAAGCGUUACUGCUAAGAUGGGUGAAACAUCAGUUAUGACUACUGUUGUAAGAAAUAAUGUACCAUGCAAUGACUCUAUAGUUCCAUUAACUGUAAAUUACCGACAAAAAGCUGCUGCAAUAGGCCGUAUACCAACAAACUUUCUUCGCAGAGAACUAGGCCAGUCUGAACAAGAAAUUCUUACAAGCAGAGUAAUAGACAGAUCUUUACGUCCCUUGUUUGAACAAGGAUAUUCUUAUGAAACACAAAUUAUAUGUAAUUUAUUAGCUGUCGAUGGUGUUUGUGAUCCAGAUAUAUUAUCUAUUAACGCUGCAUCUGCAGCAUUAAGUAUUUCUGAUAUCCCAUGGAAUGGGCCUGUAGGGGCUGUAAGAGUUGGAAUAAUUGAUAAAAAACAUGUACUUAAUCCUUCAAGACGUGAACUUCAACAAAGUUCAUUAAAUCUCAUACUAUCUUGUACAUCUAAAAACCUUCUUGUUAUGCUAGAAGGAUCUGCUGAUGAUAUUUUGGAACCAGAUCUUCGAAAAGCAAUACGAUUAGGUGCAAAGGAAUGUCAGACAAUUAUACAGUCUAUAACAAAUUUACAAAAUCAAAUUGGAAAGCCUAAAUUUAAAAUUGAGAAAAAUCAAGAUUUAAAUGAUGAUGUAAUUAAAUUUGUAGAGGAAUUUUCAAAAUCUAAGCUACGUAAGAUUUUUACGUGUUAUGUUCACGAUAAGACGUCACGGGACUCUGCUGUUUCCGAUCUUAGAAACGAGAUGUUAGAGAGCAUAAAUGAUCGCGGUUCAGAAUUUAUUUCAAUAGCUACAAAAGCUUUUAGUAAUGUUACUAGAGAAGUUUUCAGAUCUGUAAUAUCUGAGACAGAGAAGAGAUGCGACGGUCGCCAGUUGGAUCAAUUGAGACCGAUAGAGUGUCAAGUCAACUUAUUUAAGCCGCUCCAUGGUUCAGCUUUUUUCCAGAGAGGUCAAACACAAGUUUUAUGCACGGUUACCCUUGAUAGCAUAGAGAGUUCUCUUAAAUUGGAUACCGUUUCAAUGUUGACUAGCGGUAUAAAGGAAAAGCAUUUUUUCUUGCAUUAUGAAUUCCCACCAUAUGCAACAAAUGAAAUAGGUAAAACUGUAAUGGCUAAUCGCAGAGAAAUAGGUCACGGAGCAUUAGCAGAGAAAGGAUUGAGAGCAGUUAUACCAAAAGAUUAUCCAUUCACUAUAAGACUGACUAGUGAAGUAUUAGAAUCAAACGGUUCUUCUUCAAUGGCUACUGUUUGCGGUGGUAGUUUAGCAUUAAUGAAUGCAGGUGUUCCAAUAUCGGCCGCAGUUGCUGGUGUGGCUAUGGGAUUGAUAUAUACCCCGAACAGUAAUUCUGAAUCUGAAGACGAAGACUACAAGAUAUUAACGGAUAUAUCAGGUAUAGAGGAUUAUUUUGGAGAUAUGGAUUUUAAAAUAGCGGGUACAAAGAAAGGAUUUACCGCUUUACAGGUUGAUGUAAAGCUACCAGGUGUUCCUUUGAAGGUAAUAAUGAAGGCUAUACAGAAAGCAUCUGGGGCGAAGAGUCGAAUCAUCAAUAUCAUGAGUCAAGUAAUAGCAUCUCCGACGAACGAUAAAAAAGACAAUACACCUGUAAUUGAAACCAUAGAAGUACCUGUAUACCAAAGAGGAAAGUUUCUCGGAGUAGGAGGAGCAAAUUUGAAAAAAAUUCUUCAUGAAACUGGAGUCAACAUAUAUCCGCAAGAGGAUGCAGUAUUUUCCAUAUUUGCACCUAAUCAGAAUGCAAUGAACGAAGCGAGAAAAAUGUUGAAUGAAAUUCUUCAGAAAGAUACGGAACCAAUUUUAACGUUUGGCGACAUUUAUACAGCAAAGAUAACUGAAAUUCGUGAGACUGGAGUUAUGGUUACGUUAUAUUCCAGCAUGAUGCCAACUUUUUUACCCAACUCACAGUUAGAUAACCGUAAAGUACAACAUCCCAGUGUACUUGGUUUGAACGUUGGAGACGAAAUACAAGUGAAAUAUUUCGGACGAGAUCCUGUGAGCGGACACGUUAGAUUAUCGCGAAAAGUGUUGCAGCAUCCGAUUUCUACCGUAAGAAAUUACAGCAGUACCGAAGAGACUUUGGAAACACAUAAAGGAGAAAUACGAAAAUCAAUCAGCGACAGUGACCUAUCAAGCUCAAGGAAAAUUCAAUGAAGAAAGAAGAUCUAAUUUGCGGAAGGAAUCUAAUGAAGAUAGAAAGGGGAACUGAUUGUGUAAAGGAGAUUUGUAGAAUAAAACGAUUCGUUAUUCAAUAAAAUGAAAGAAAAAUAGUCUUUUAUAUCUAAA